Vitis vinifera (wine grape) is the source of this 2442-nucleotide messenger RNA. RefSeq lists its product as uncharacterized. NCBI's taxonomy places the organism in Eukaryota, Viridiplantae, Streptophyta, Magnoliopsida, Vitales, Vitaceae. The transcript has a single exon. Gene Ontology annotation, molecular function: nucleic acid binding; zinc ion binding. The coding region runs from base 1 to 2442 and encodes 813 amino acids. The record is from RefSeq and is a predicted model, not a curated record.
AUGCAAAGUGAAAAAGUUUGGAACACUGUUGAAUUUGGUUGGUCUCCACCUAAGGUGUUGGAUAGAGAAGGUAGACCAACUAAUGUUAUCAAGCCUAAAUUGGAAUGGGAUAGAAGUGAAAAUGAAGCAAGUGAGAAUAAUGCUAGAGCCAUGUACUCCAUCUUCGAUGCCAUUAGUACAGAUGAAUUCCGUAGGAUUGCUACAUGUACUUCGGCUAAGGAGGCUUGGGAUAUUCUCCAAGUGACUCAUGAAGGAACUAAUGCCGUGAAAGUGUCCAAGCUUCAAAUGUUGACAUCUAGGUUUGAGACCAUUAGGAUGGAUGAUCAUGAAACUUUUGGAGAAUUUAAUGCAAAACUGAUGGACAUUGUGAAUUCUAGCUUCAAUCUAGGUGAACCCAUCUCUAACUCUAAGGUGGUGAGAAAAAUUUUGAGAUCUCUUCCUGAGAGAUUUAGAGCUAAGGUCACCGCCAUUGAAGAGUCUAAGGAUGUGGAUUCCUUGAAGAUAGAUGAACUUGUAGGUUCCCUCCAAACCUUUGAGAUGACUCUUGUAUCACCUAGGAAAGCUAAGGGAAUUGCUUUAAAAGCUAUUAAAGAAGAGUCCCUAAGUUCCGAAAGUGAGGAUGAUGAGAAAAUGUCGGAGGGUGAGCUUACUAAGUUUGCUAAAAAAUUCAAGAAGUACAUGAAAUUCAGAAAAGCCAAGAAAGAAUCAAAUGAUGGUAAAAAAUGGAGGAACUCAAUUGGAAAAGAGAAAAAGAUGGAGAAAAGUGUGAAAAAGGAGUUGAAAAUUGAGUGCUUUAAAUGUGGGGGAAAGGGUCACUAUGCAUUUGAAUGUCCCUCAAAGAAAAAAGACAAGAAGGCCAUGAAAGUUACUUGGAGUGACUCCGAGUCUAAUCAAUCAAGUGAAAAAGAAUCCAAUGGAAGUGAGGAAUGCACUAACUUCAUAGCCUUUGCUGCAAGUGUCAAUGAGGAACCUCUUUUAAAAGAAGCUUCAAGUGAGUCAAGUGACUCCAAUGAUGAUGACAUGAGUUUUGACACAGCGUAUGAGACUUUGUAUAAGGAGUGUUUGAGCCUUAAACAAGAACAAGUCAAGUGGAAGGCUUCUAAGAAGAUUUUAACCAAUGAGGUUGAUGUUUUAAAGGGAGAAAAGAAAGCCUUGCUUGAUAAAAUUGCAUUUCUUGAAAAUGAACAUUUGGAAGUGAAGGAAAAAUGUGAUAUGUUGAAAAGUGAAAUUCAAAUGUUCAAGGAUGAGUUAAGUCUUAGGAAGGAAGAGUUACAUCCUAGCUCUAAAAGACUUAAUGAGUUAAUUAAUUCAGGGCGUAAAUCUUUUGAUAAAAGAGGCUUAGGAUUUCUUGGUGAAAAUGCUACUACAAGUAGUAGUAAAACGGUUUUUGUUAAGCCUUGUGAAAAAGAAUCUCCUAAGAAACCUCAAUCUCAAAUCAAGUUUCAUUGCAAUCAUUGUGGAAAAAUGGGACACACUUUUGAUAGAUGUUAUGCAAGAUUGUUUGAUAAUUUUCAAAGGAGGUUGACCAACCUAAUGAAUGAAUGUCAUGCUUUGAAGAAUAGGUUGUUGAAUCAGAAUAAGAGAGUGUCCAAGAAGAGCUCAAAGAUCUCUCAUAAUGGUGAGUUGAAAGGAAGCACUUUGAAUGAAAAGACAAAAAUCUCAAAUGUUAAACAAAUUUGGGUGAAAAAGAAUGAGUUGAAGUGUUUCGUUGUCCAUACCGCACUUAAAGCUAUUGAGUCACACUCAUGGUAUCUUGAUAGUGGAUGUUCACAUCAUAUGACUGGAAAUAAAUCUUUGUUCACUUCAUUCACUGAAUUUGAUGGAGGAAAUGUGACAUUUGGAGAUGGUAAUAUGGCUAGAGUGAAAGGCAAAGGUACCAUUUGUGCCCCCAACAUUCCUAAUCUUGAAGAGGUCUUAUAUGUUGAAGGUUUAAAGGCUAACUUAAUUAGCAUAAGCCAAAUGUGUGAGAAUGAGUUCAAUGUCCAAUUUUCACAAAAUCUUUGCAAGGUGUUUGACUUGAAUGAUUUUUGUGUGAUGAUUGGCUUGAGAACUUGUGAUAAUUGUUAUGUUGUUAGUCAAAAGUCUCCUUCAUCAUCUUCUCUUGUGUGUGGAAGUUCUAAAAUUGCAUGUGUUAAUCACUUGUUGGAACAUAGAUUGUUGCAAAAUGAAAAAGAACAUCCCAUUGUAAAAGUUAGGAUUGAUAGGGGGAGAAAAUUUGAUGAUGCCAAUGUUGUUGAUAGGUUAAAGAACCAUGUUCUUCAUUCUAGAUCAAAACAUGUGGACAUUAAGCAUCACUUCAUUCAAGACUUGGUAGAAGACAAGAUUGUUUCACUAGAGUUUUUCCUUAUGGAGGGUCAAAUUGCUAACAAUGUUACUAAACCUUUGGAUGUUUCUAGGUUUGAAUCACUUAGGAGCCCCAUAGGUUUAUAUACUCUCUAUUAA